Molecule: messenger RNA, 1128 nt
Organism: Aspergillus campestris IBT 28561
Lineage: Eukaryota; Fungi; Ascomycota; Eurotiomycetes; Eurotiales; Aspergillaceae
Product: DUF1295 domain protein
Exons: 2
Coding region: 1-1128 (375 amino acids)
Cellular component (GO): membrane
Source: RefSeq, a predicted model, not a curated record
AUGGAGAUAUACAGCGCCAGCCCAACGCCGCUAGGCGAACUAAGCCACUCCCUCCACGAUUACUCACAGGGAGGCAAAGACACAACAACACCAUACAGGCCCGGCGUCCCCAGAUCCGGCCCCGGCAGCGGUAGCAACCUCAGCGACAUCGGGCUCGUCAAGUCCACCAUCCUCCCCUCCUUCACGCUCAACGCAGCCAUCUCAGUCGCAACCUACGUCGCCGCACGCACCGCCAACAGAGCCGACCUCAAAGACUGCGCCUGGCCCGCGACACAAGUCCUCAACGCCUGGUGGGCCGCCCUCGGCCAACCAAUCUUCUCCCACCGCCACAACAUCACGCGCGCCUCGCCCUCGCUGAGCACCACCUGGCGCGCCCUCCCCUGGUCGCAGAAGGUGCUCCUGGGCUGCGUCACCGCGUGGGGCUCGCGCCUGCUGUACCACAUCGCUGCGCGGUCCGUCGAGCGCGGAAAGGACGACGCCCGCUACGAGGAGAUGAAGAAGCAGGAUCCUGGCUUUUGGGAUAACGCGCUCUGGAAGGUGUUCUUGCCUGAGGCGGCUGCGCUGACGAUCAUCUCGCUGCCGUUUACGGUGCCGUUCCGGCUGCCCGGGCAGGGCGUGCUGGAUUUGAGCCGCUGCUGUGGGGGGGUGGAUGUUGCGGGGGUGGCGAGGACGCUUGGGGUGGCUGUUUUUGGGGUCGGGUUUGCGUUGGAGACGUUGGCGGAUUUGCAGUUGGGGUUGUAUAAGCAUAAGAGGGGGGAUUUGUGUCGCGAGGGGGUGUGGAGUGUUGUGAGACAUCCUAAUUACCUGGGUGAUGCCCUCGUCCAUGCUUCAUUCGCACUGCUUAACAUCGCCAACGGACUCAACCCCGUGGUGCUCCUUGGUCCCGUGGCCAACUACCUGUUCCUUCGCUUGUUUGGCGGCGACAAGGAGAACGAGACCGGACAGGAGGAGCGAUACACCAAGUAUGACAAGGAGAAGUACGAGCAGCUGCAGGCGUGGCGGCAGGAGAAGAACCGGUUCUGGCCCGCGCUGAGCGAGAUCUCGAACCCGUGGUCAUGGGUUGUGCUCGGCUGUGGAGUGGCCGGAGUUGUCGUUGAGGAGAGCGUCCGAGGAUGGGUCAUGUCUUGA